AUGACAAGAUGGCUAUUGGCUUUAGCAGAAUAUGAUAUCACUUGCGUCACUCCUAAGGCUAUUAAAAGCCAAGCACUUGCAGACUUAUUGGCCCAGUUCCCAUCUGGUGAACAUGAACCUGCAAAGGUACCUCUACCAGGUGAGGUCCAUGUCUCAACAGCUGCAAUUGAGACUUAUUGGGACUUAAAGUUUGAUGGAGCUUCCGACACUGAGAAAUGUGGAGCUGGUAUAACACUAACCAGUCAAGAAGGAGAGAAGAUCCAUCUAUCAUAUAAGCUUGACUUUGAGUAUUCAAGCAACGAGGCCGAAUAUGAAGCGUUGAUAUUGGGCCUGAUAGUUGCCCAAAAGAAGGGCCUCCGCAAGUUGAAUAUCUGGGGCGACUCCAAGUUAGUCGUUACGCAAACAAUGGGUGAUUUCGCAUUAAAGGAGCCUCUGUUGGCCCCAUAUCGCACUAUAGUUCAAAGGUUACUUACUCAGUUUGAUGACGUCCAAAUCCCGUAUACCCCUCGAACACAUAACCAUUUCUCCGAUGCCUUGGCUACACUGGGGGGGCAAAUGUGGAGAUACCAGAUGAUAAUAUAG
Messenger RNA from Camellia sinensis, 582 nucleotides. The record is from RefSeq and is a predicted model, not a curated record. NCBI's taxonomy places the organism in Eukaryota, Viridiplantae, Streptophyta, Magnoliopsida, Ericales, Theaceae.